This is a messenger RNA of Pestalotiopsis fici W106-1, 1314 nucleotides long. RefSeq lists its product as uncharacterized. The transcript has a single exon. Bases 1 to 1314 code for a protein of 437 amino acids. The record is from RefSeq and is a predicted model, not a curated record. Lineage: Eukaryota; Fungi; Ascomycota; Sordariomycetes; Amphisphaeriales; Sporocadaceae.
AUGUCUACUUCAAACACCUCCAAGAGACCCCGGCUGUCUCUCCAGACUUCAACGGCAGCAACUGGUCGGACCAGAUCAAAGAGCACACUGGGCCUCCAUACCGAUAUCAAGUCGCCGACUGCCUUUAACACGCUUUCAAAUGUAUACGUUACCGCGAUUGAGAGGUCGACGCCGGUCCAAUCGACACCAGUCACCGCUAUAAAUCUUCUUCAAACGUUGAGGAUACAAACAAAUCCAGAGGUUCUCAAGGAUCUGCAAAGGACACAAACUCCAUACACGGCCACGUAUCCCGACACUCCAUUAUCUGCCAACCCAAAAUCGCCCAUGCAAAUAGAGAUUCAAUUCCCCAGUACCAUGACCGCGACGCCACCAUUAUCAGCAGGACCCGUGGAGAGUACAGCGCCAAGAGUGUUUUCAUUCGGCCCCACGGAUAUCGCCGGACAGGCCGGUCCUACCUCUCCGGCGCAAAGCCGUAGGAAGAUGCUGAAUGUUCCAGCGGCCAAGUUGCCAUAUACGCAUCCUCGCUCCCUUCACAGCAUACUGAGGAACUCUCCACUGCCACACGCAGGCGACAAGUCACCGAUUUCGCCGAGGCGGCAGUCUCUGCGACUCCAGGAGAAGGCGGCGCGGCGGGUGGGAUACGAAAGCCCCCUAACCCAGACGAUCAUCACGGAAAAGUAUACCAAAUCGCAUGUCGAUUUGCUCAGCGAAGACGCGUCGCCGUAUUCAGCAACACCCACGGCGGAGGACUCUGAAAUGGUCCUCGACCACACCAUGGCGUAUACUGGCGACGAGACCCGUGAUGGCGGCCAGACACCGGGACCAUUCGAGGAAAUGAGGCGACGCAUGGCUGGCUUGGGGUCAGAUAAUGCCGCCGGGUCACCACGCCCCGGGGGCAUUCGCAAGAAGAGAAAGGAGAAGAAGCGCAGAUGGGUGUGGACGAUUGGCCAGGAUGCGGAAGAGGAGGACAGCGAAGCCAGUGUUUCACUGCGGGCAGCCGCCGCGGCCGAGGCGUCCACGCCACGAGUCGUUGUGCCCAUGCUAUCCAUGGUGCAAAGCAGCGUCGAGGCUGCCGAGCCGCGGGCACACGACGCCAAUGUGGAUGUGGAGAUGUCAGACGCCAGCAGUGUCUUGUCCUCCAGCAGAGCAACCACGCCCUUGAAUGGCGAUUUAGAUGCAAGGACGCCUACUCUCGCUGCACUCAACACGCAUCUGGUGAAAGCAUCGCACCUUGGCUCUGCGGUUCUAUUUAACUCAGAAACUGGAAGCAGGAGGGAUACUCCCGUCCCGCCUGAUCUGGUAGCCAGCAACUGA